This is a messenger RNA of Siniperca chuatsi (mandarin fish), 3884 nucleotides long. RefSeq names its product methylmalonyl CoA mutase (gene mmut). The coding region runs from base 181 to 2445 and encodes 754 amino acids. The record is from RefSeq and is a predicted model, not a curated record. Gene Ontology annotation, cellular component: mitochondrion. Gene Ontology annotation, molecular function: metal ion binding; methylmalonyl-CoA mutase activity; cobalamin binding. The transcript has 13 exons. Lineage: Eukaryota; Metazoa; Chordata; Actinopteri; Centrarchiformes; Sinipercidae.
UUUAAUAUUUACUUCCGGUGUCCUAGGUCAAAGUUUAUCCAUUGACGGUAGCAUGCUAUUGGCUGACUGUUAAUGUUAUGAAACUUCAUUGGAUAGAGGAAGACACGCCUUUCGUCAAUCUGAAAGAGCACAACAGACGACAAGGUGAUCCAUGUGCGUCUGAUUUAGACAACAGUAAGCAUGCUGACCGCAAAGAGGGCAUGUGCAGCGAUGGCUGUCCGGCACCUGGUUAGAGCUUCUGUCUCCUCAGCACACGCACACCACUCUCUGAUCCACACCUCCACACCAUGUCGGGACCAGGUUGAGCUGCUUCCUGAAUGGGCCAGUCUGGCUAAGAAACAGCUGAAGGGGAAGAACCCGGAAGAUCUGAUCUGGCGCACGCCUGAGGGAAUCAACAUCAAGCCUGUGUACUCCAAAGCAGACUCAGCCAACAGGGCAGAUGAAUUGCCAGGAGUGUUUCCCUACACUAGGGGGCCCUAUCCCACCAUGUACACCUACAGACCUUGGACUAUCAGGCAGUAUGCUGGCUUUAGCACUGUGGAGGAGAGCAACAAGUUCUAUAAAGAUAACAUUAAAGCUGGACAGCAGGGUCUUUCCGUGGCUUUUGACCUCCCAACGCACCGUGGUUAUGACUCAGACAACCCCAGAGUCCACGGAGAUGUCGGCAUGGCUGGAGUUGCUAUAGACACAGUUGAAGACAUGAAGAUGCUCUUUGAUGGAAUCCCACUGGAGAAGAUGUCUGUUUCAAUGACAAUGAAUGGAGCUGUUAUCCCUGUGUUGGCGAUGUUUAUUGUGACUGGAGAGGAGCAGGGGGUGCCUAAAUCCAAACUAACUGGCACGAUUCAGAAUGAUAUUUUGAAGGAGUUUAUGGUACGCAACACUUAUAUUUUCCCCCCGGAACCUUCCAUGCACGCCAUUGCAGACAUCUUCGCUUAUACCUCCAAGCACAUGCCCAAGUUCAACUCCAUAUCCAUCAGUGGCUACCAUCUUCAGGAAGCUGGAGCUGAUGCCAUCCUGGAAGUAGCCUACACCAUCGCUAACGGCCUGGAGUAUUGCCGCACUGGUCUGACAGCAGGCUUAACCAUCGAUGAGUUUGCCCCAAGGUUGUCAUUCUUCUGGGGUAUUGGGAUGAAUUUCUACAUGGAAAUUGCCAAGCUGAGGGCAGCCAGGAGGUUAUGGGCCACGCUCAUUAAAGAGAACUUCCAGCCCAAGAAUGCCAAGUCUCUCCUCCUCCGCACACACUGCCAGACUUCAGGCUGGUCUCUCACUGAACAAGAUCCGUACAACAAUGUGAUCCGUACAGUGAUUGAGGCCAUGGCAGCUGUGUUCGGGGGGACCCAGUCACUCCACACCAACUCGUUCGAUGAAGCUCUGGGCUUGCCCACAGUGAAGAGCGCUCGCAUUGCCAGGAACACCCAGAUCAUCAUCCAGGAAGAGUCGGGCAUCCCCAAAGUCGCUGAUCCCUGGGGGGGCUCGCACAUGAUGGAGGCUCUCACGGAUGACGUCUACAACACAGCUUUGAAGUUCAUUAAAGAAAUUGAAGAGAUGGGAGGCAUGGCCAGAGCUGUGGCAGAGGGCAUUCCAAAACUUCGUAUUGAGGAAUGUGCCGCUCGCAGACAGGCCCGCAUUGACUCAGGAUCGGAGGUCAUUGUCGGGGUGAACAAGUACCGUCUGGAAAAAGAGGAGACUGUGGAGGUGUUGGCUAUAGAUAACACUGUUGUACGUGAGAAACAGAUUGAAAAACUGAAAAAGGUGAGGGAGAGUCGUGACGCCGAGGCAGCGAAGAAGUGCCUGGCAGCCAUUGAGGAGUGUGCCCGAACCAGGGAGGGCAACCUUUUAGCCCUGGCUGUGGAGGCAGCAAGAGCCAGAUGUUCAGUUGGUGAAAUAACUGAUGCCAUGAAGAAAGUGUUUGGUGAACACAAGGCCAGUACCAGGAUGGUGAGCGGUGCUUACCGCAGCGAGUAUGGGGAGCAUGAAGAGAUCACCUUGUCCCACAAUAGAGUUGCAGAUUUUAAGAAGCACGAGGGCAGGAACCCCCGACUGCUGGUGGCAAAGAUGGGCCAGGAUGGUCACGACAGGGGUGCCAAAGUCAUCGCCACAGGGUUUGCUGAUCUGGGCUUUGAUGUGGACAUCGGACCACUGUUUCAGACUCCCCUUGAGGUUGCCCAGCAGGCGGUUGAUGCAGACGUACACUGUGUCGGGGUCAGCACGCUUGCCGCAGGACACAAGACCCUGGUCCCAGAGCUCAUCAAGGAACUACGGAAGCUCAACAGGCCAGAUAUCCUGGUCAUCUGUGGAGGCGUCAUCCCACCACAGGACUAUGAAUUCUUGUACCAGAGUGGUGUGUCCGCCAUCUUUGGCCCAGGAACAAGGAUCCCACAAGCUGCAGUGGAGGUUAUUGACAACAUUGAGAAGAGCCUUGAAAACAUCCGUCAGGCCAUGUGAACGCUUGGAAAAAAAACAAAAAAACUACAACUUGAAGAACUGUCUAUUCAUGUUGUAUGAACAACAACGUCACAAGUGGGAGCUCACACAAUACAGUCUGUUUGAUGUGUUGCUUAAGAUUGUAAAAAAACAAAUGUCAUUCCCCACCAUGAGAACACAGCAUGUACAGCAGUCAAAAUGAUUAAAAACCUGUUGUUGUGGUUGUAUUAACAUUGCAUUCUCAGUAUAUCAAAUUUGAUUUUAAUUAUUAAUAGAAUUCUCACAGGUUGCCUGUCAGUCCUGUAACUUCACAAAGAAAAAAAAAAAGGACUUCACAAACAGUGUUUAGGUUUGUUUAUUCAAGGGAUCACUCAAAAUCUAUUUGUUGUCACACACAACCACUUCAGUUGGAUAAAUGGUGAUUUAAUAAAUUACUUUACCCUUUUGAAAUAAUUAAUUCAUGCUUAUGUGUGAAUUGCAGUUGUUAACAGGGUUAUUAAUAUCCUAGAAAUUCCAGAAUUUCCAGAAUUUCCUGACUCUUGGGCAAUACUAUAGUUUAAUAGGAAGUACUUCAAUAUUUAUGACAGAAAUUAGAAUAUAUUAAGACUCACAAAUGAUAAACAAUAAAUCAUACACUACAUUUAAUCACUUUAGGAUAUGCUAAACAAACAUAAUACUGUACCAUGUGAUAUAAACUUUGACUUGAGAUGAGUAGAGCAGAGCAUUUCUUUUUGCCAUCCAAGAUAAAACAUUACACCACAGCACUAUAAAAACUACUUGAAAUUUAAUGCUUCUUUUGUGAAAUUUGUGUGUAAUUUUCAAUUACCUAGCAGGGUGUGAUUAGUGCCAGUGCUGUGGAGAUGGAUAGGCAGAAAUUCACAACACAACAAACCUCUUAUGAGCAAUUACCACUGCCUUUUAUUUCCAUGGAUAUUAUCAUUUUGAAAGUGACCUUUUGUUGUCUUCUCUUGCCUCUCUGCAUCAUGUUUAACUUAUCCAACUUCGCAAUUUAUGAAACAGAAAUAGUAUUUUUCUACUUGUGAUACUGAAUCAGAUUUAGCGCUCUUUGGUCUAAAUAAAGUAUGUGAACUUUGGAAAUGUGACUCAUGUCCUAAAAUUAUGUGCAAUGCAGCACCUUUUUCUGAGAUGUUCAGUAAAGCCUGGUACGGUAGAGGUCAACUUUUUUAACUGAAUGUUAAUAUCUCACACCUAACUGGUGAGAGUUUAUGAAAAUUGGGAGGAUAAUUUAUUUUGACACCGUUUUGACUGACAAAAUUGCAGUAAUUGGCUUGAUUUGAGGUUUGAGCAAUAUGUACUUGUUAGAGACUGUGACCCUUGCAGCAGUUAUUCGCUGGAGAUGCUAUAUGCUCGUGGCUGAACAUGUGAAUACUUGUUAGUAGAAUAAAUUCUAUGUUUGGUUUUGGUCCAAAUUUGUUGGUAAUAAAAAGAUAAAAUAAUGA